AUGCUGACCAUGUCGGUGUGCUUCUUGAUGUUGGCGUACGGCGUCGACUGUACGUCUCGUGGCCUAGCUUUGUUGUUGAUGUGCUGCAUCGGUGGCGCUUUCGGUCUCUCCAUUAGCGGAUUUCUUACCAGUCUAUUGUCGUUAGCACCGAAUUUCAUCGGCAUUAUCACUAGCGUAUCUCAAAUAAUCGGUUUCGGUGGUCGGAUGGCAACUCCUCAAAUCAUCACUCAUUUUAAAACAGUCGGUACAGUUGAAGAAUGGCGUGCAAUUCUGCUGGUGUACUCUGUCAUGACUCUUUUGUCGGCUGCUCUAUUCCUCAUUUGGGGUUCAGGAGAAGUGCAACCAUGGAAUUCACACAAAGGCAAGGAAAUAAAGCUUGUUGACUUACGGAGAGAAAGCAAAACCCUAGUUGAUCGAGAGGUGCAGGCUCAAACUGAGCGAUGA
Angiostrongylus costaricensis is the source of this 444-nucleotide messenger RNA. NCBI's taxonomy places the organism in Eukaryota, Metazoa, Nematoda, Chromadorea, Rhabditida, Metastrongylidae. The record is from the annotation of a GenBank genome assembly.